Molecule: messenger RNA, 990 nt
Organism: Clonostachys byssicola
Lineage: Eukaryota; Fungi; Ascomycota; Sordariomycetes; Hypocreales; Bionectriaceae
Source: the annotation of a GenBank genome assembly
AUGCCACGCGCCAAAAAAGGUCCUCGCAAGUCCCUCGGCGGAAGAGCGACCGUGAAAGAAGCCCCCGACCAUGAGAUUCUUCAUUUCAAAGACCACGCCGGCCAGAGCUACUUAGCGGUGCCCAAAUUGGGUAUACAACUAUACCUUCUUGGAAGCCACACUGAACCUGCUGUCCAAGAGCUGGCGAAAAGAUUUCUUGGCUGCGAGGCCAUUCACAGCUGGCGGGGAAUGCAUUGGCCACGCGUCGACACGUACUCCGGUUUUGACACAGUCGAGAGUUGCAUUGAACACCAUCGUCGAGAGAAAGCUUUCCGAAAGAGCGUCAUCGAUGAGAUGAAACGGAGUGAAGUCGUGGGCCUCUCAAAGGAAGAUGCGGCCGAGAAGAUAAGAACCAAGAUCCGCGGAAGGGAGCCCCUCCCGCAUAUCGUCCCUACCUGGUGCCCAUCAGAAGCCUUUUGGAACGAGAUUGAAUUUAAGCACCGUUACCGUUCUUGGAUAAUUGUCAUUCCAGAGAACCGUCUAUCGUGGGAGAAUGUGACGGAGAAGGGUCUUCUCUCUGUGCGCUUUGACCUCGAUGUCACACCGGCAAUGCAUACCUUUUGCUGGGAUGCACAAUAUAAUGAACCAUCUGAACUUCCAGGAGACAACGUUGCAUGGGUGCUUGUGGAGAAGACUGGCUUGGACUCGUGCAAGCCCGUGGAUUGUAAGCUUUUAUGUGCGAGAGACCAGCCGAAGCGUAGCUUUCUCGAUCCCGACAUGGAUCCCGAGGAGCAGAUGAGGAUCGCUUACGGAUGGCACACUCCUGGUACCAAUGGAAGGUUAUUCGAUGAAUGGUCAGACUCAACUGAAUGGUUCCGGGACUGUGCCUAUAGUGCGAAUUGCGAUGCUUGCGAUGAUGGGGAGCCUCACGAUAUUUGUGAUGAUGAGUUGAAUGAGCAUUAUUUUGACGAAGACGGACAGUGUAUUGCAUGCCGAAGGGUGUUAAUCUAG